Molecule: messenger RNA, 297 nt
Organism: Hirsutella rhossiliensis
Lineage: Eukaryota; Fungi; Ascomycota; Sordariomycetes; Hypocreales; Ophiocordycipitaceae
Product: DASH complex subunit dad3 domain-containing protein
Exons: 2
Coding region: 1-297 (98 amino acids)
Biological process (GO): attachment of spindle microtubules to kinetochore
Cellular component (GO): DASH complex; mitotic spindle
Source: RefSeq, a predicted model, not a curated record
AUGGAGCACGCCGGCGGCACGGGCGGCAGCAGCAGCAAUCUUCUCUCGCCGCCGGAGCUGACGCCGCUGGAGCAAGAGGUCCUGGACGAGUACGAGCGCCUCGCCAACAACAUGAAGCAGCUGGCCACGGAGCUCGACGGCCUGGCCUCGCGCCCCGCGACCGAGAUCCUCGACGGCCUGCGCGAGCUGGAGCGCAAGACCAGCCUGGCGUUUACCCUGCUCAAGGCGAGCGUCUACAGCAUCGUGCUGCAGCAGGAGAUUGACUGGGGCGAGGGCGACGAGGCGGGGACGCGCUGA